CCAGGGACCGAUCAUCUCGAAAACUAAAGCAUUUACGAUGCUUCGGCCCACAAACAAUGUGGUUUCGGGUUGAUCAGAGUCUUUUGGCUGUGUGUUGGGCUGUCUGCCUACUGUAUUGUACUGUGAGAAGGCAGGCAGAUAGGGGGCACCUCACCAAAAUCUCCCGCUCAACUCCACAUUCAACCCCCCCACCAAUGUACCUUCUAACUUCAACGCAUUUUAAAACCGACCACAGGAUUUAAACAUCUGAUUGCUUUAUUUAUUGAUUCUAUUUUCGGUUAGUUUAUGGUUUGUGUUUUUACACUCCGGGAGGGCAGAAAUGGCCGCCAACAUGUACCGGGUCGGAGACUAUGUAUUCUUUGAGAAUUCCUCCAGCAACCCUUACCUGAUCCGCCGGAUAGAAGAGCUCAACAAGACGGCCAGUGGCAAUGUGGAGGCCAAGGUGGUGUGUUUCUACAGAAGGAGAGACAUCUCACACAGCCUCAUACAGUUGGCUGACAAACAUGCGAAGGACUUAGAGGAGGAGAAAGAGGAGGAGAAAGAGAGUCCGUUGGAGGCAGAGCUGACAGACAAACAGAAACACCAGUUACGCCACAGAGAACUGUUCCUCUCCCGUCAGUAUGAGAGUCUACCAGCCACACACAUCAGGGGGAAGUGUAGUGUGGCAUUAUUGAAUGAGACUGAAGCUGUCCUCUCCUACCUGGACAAAGAGGAUACGUUCUUCUACUCGCUGGUCUACGACCCUACCCAGAAGACACUGUUGGCUGAUAAAGGAGAGAUCAGAGUGGGACCACGCUUUCAGGCCGAUGUACCUGACAUGCUACAGGAGGGGGAAUCAGAUGAGUGGGACCAGUCAAAGUUAGAGGAGAAGCUGUGGGAUCCUGAUUGUCCUCUCUCCAGCAAACAGAUUGACCAGUUCCUGGUGGUUGCACGGGCGGUGGGGACGUUUGCCAGAGCGCUGGACUGUAGCAGCUCGGUCAGACAGCCCAGUCUACAUACGAGUGCAGCUGCCGCCUCCCGAGACAUCACACUGUUCCAUGCGAUGGACACGCUGCAUCGUCAUGGUUACGACCUGUCCAGUGCGUUGAGUGUGUUGGUGCCGUCCGGUGGGCCGGUGCUGUGUCGGGACGAGAUGGAGGAGUGGAGCGCCUCGGAGGCAGCCAUGUUUGAGGAGGCUCUGGAGAAAUACGGAAAGGACUUCAACGACAUAAGACAAGACUUUCUACCGUGGAAGUCUCUGACCAGUAUAAUAGAGUAUUAUUACAUGUGGAAGACAACAGACAGAUAUGUACAGCAGAAGAGACUGAAGGCAGCAGAGGCAGAGAGCAAACUGAAACAGGUUUACAUCCCCACAUACAAUAAGCCCAAUCCUAACCAGAUCUCAGUGACCAAUGGGAAGAUGGCGACGGUGAAUGGGGCGGGGCCUGGAGCCUACCAUGCAGCGGGGGGAGGACGGGCCUGCGAGAGCUGCUACUCAAUGCAAUCAGCCCAGUGGUACUCGUGGGGGCCGCCCAACAUGCAAUGUCGCCUGUGUGUCUCGUGCUGGAUGUACUGGAAGAAGUACGGUGGCCUUAAGAUGCCAAGCAGAGCGGAGGCGCCUGAGGAGAAGACCCCACCAAGCCCUGUGCCCAACGAGCCUCGGUCGCGUGGCCAUGGCCCCCGCCAGUCCAGUCACAUGGUGCCGGUGCGUAACAGCGGCAGCCCCAAGUCCUCCACGAAGACCAAGCAGGCCUUCCUGCUGCAGGCCACCCGCCUCACCAAGCUGGCACGCCACAUGUGCCGCGACAUCAUCAGACUGCGACGCGCUGCGCGGCGCCCCUUUGUGCCCAUUAACUGUGGCGCCAUAAAGGCAGAGUGUAAGAGCUCCUUCAAUUCCUAACUUCUGCCUCAUGACACACACACGCACGUACCCACACACACACACGUACACACACACGUACACACACACACCGCCCCCCUCCUUCACCUUGACACCCCCCUUUUCACCCCACCUCGCUGUCCCCCCCCCUCCCUGUCUGUCUCUCUCUCUGUUUUUGUUAUAUUGUAUUAUAUUAUUAUUAUUAUUUUGGUUUUUGUAUUCUCCCCGGUUUCAAUAAAGACUGCCUGUCCUCAUGA
Molecule: messenger RNA, 2115 nt
Organism: Oncorhynchus tshawytscha (Chinook salmon)
Lineage: Eukaryota; Metazoa; Chordata; Actinopteri; Salmoniformes; Salmonidae
Product: metastasis-associated protein MTA3-like
Exons: 14
Coding region: 320-1879 (519 amino acids)
Biological process (GO): negative regulation of transcription by RNA polymerase II
Cellular component (GO): NuRD complex; nucleoplasm
Molecular function (GO): transcription corepressor activity; sequence-specific DNA binding; chromatin binding
Source: RefSeq, a predicted model, not a curated record